CAAAAUCUAGCCGUCACAUUUUGUCUUUUUUUCCCCGUUGAAUUAUUCGUCCAUUAUAUACGGUCGACGAGGAAAUUGCACUUCACAUUCUGUUGAUCUGUUAUGUUUGUAAUCUAAUUUGUAAUUAGUAUUCAAUAUUCAUGUCCGUAGGAUUUAUUUACUCACGUAAGUCACAUAGUGAUGUUGUAUUUAAAGUAGGUAAUGCAAAUUUCAAAGUUCGCAAUGCCAACCAAAGUUCUAGUCCGUAAUAAAUUCGGUGCCCAAACGGUGUUUGCUCUUCGGCAUACCGGAGAAAUCUGCGGUAGUAAUGGAUUACCGCUGACUCCAAAAUCAAUCGGUAUCCUUGGAAGAUCUCAAAUUCUGAAGGUUUUGAAACAUAACAAUCUCUCAUCUUAUUUGGAUUUUAUUCGUGGGAAACACGAACGCCUGUUGAUUGUUGUACAAUGGUACGACAAGAAUAUUUCCAUGGCAGAGGAUAAUGAUCAUGUUAAAAUAGCUUAUGAAACUCUGAGCGGAUUAGCUUAUCUUAACCGUUAUGGUUUGGUUCACCGUAUGUUAACGCCGGAAAACAUUUUGCUGGACGAAAAUGGGAAUGUGAAAUUGUUCAAUUAUGGAUUGUAUCAUGUAACUGAUGGUGGUAAAGAUGUAGAAUUUCCUAUUGGUUCGGUGAAAUAUACCGCCCCCGAGGUUUUAUUGUCGUCAUCGAAUCCAGAUUACGUUUCCGGUCCUAAAGUAGAUGUAUGGUCAUUGGGGAUUAUUAUGGCCGAGUUAGUUUUCAAAAAAUCUCUAUGGCCGAAUUUCAAACUAAGUCAGUGUUUAAGGAAAGUUUUAUCUUUAAUUUAUUGCGACAAUGUGUUCGAACGCUUGGCUCGUGAAUCAGAUUGUUUGGAUAUUUAUCAGGAAAUGGAUCCUUGCUUGCAGAAUUUCAUUCAAUCGUGUUUGCAAAUCGACUGUCGAAAACGACCAACUCCGGAAGUCUUGCUAAAACACGAAUUAUUCAAAGAUACAGAAAAUCAUUCGGUUGACGAAUUUUACAAUUUAGAAACAUCGAAACAUUACGAUCAUCCUUUGGAUGGAUGGGAUCUUCAAGAAUUGUACCAUUUGUGGAGGUUGGCUGGUGGAGAUGCGCAUUCAGAAUUGAAACGAAAUGGAUUUAUUAAAAGCAAACCUCCUAUACUUUCAAUGCCAAAUUUGAUUUUGUUGGAAGGAAUGACUUUCGGCCAUGUUAAGGAUUCAGCGUCCAUGUUGGAUUUGAAAGUGAUUCCGUUACCUUUAGAUGCAUUGCUGACCAGACUACAGCAUAUCUCAGUGGAUGCGUACUAUCCUCUGAUUGAAACACGAUCUCAUCUUAUUGAUAACUUUCUGAAUGUGGAGAAAAGUUCAGAAAAUUUUCCUUUGGUGAUUAGAGAACGAGAUACUGAGCAUCAAUUUCAUCGAAUUGUUCUGUAUAAACGUUUACUGCAGGGUUAUCCAUACGCAGCUGCUCAGUUAUGCUUAGAAGCGAGCAAAGAUAUACCUCCUUUUGUUAGAGGCGAAAUAUGGGCAGCACUACUCGAUGUGAAAGGUGAUUUGGAGAGUCAAUAUAUUGCUGUAGAUAAAGAAACUUCCAUACCUACCGAUAGACAAAUUGAAGUCGAUAUACCGCGUUGCCAUCAGUACAACGAACUCCUAUCAUCGAAAACCGGACAUUUGAAACUAAAACGAAUUCUAAAAGCUUGGGUAGUCAGUAAUCAUCAAUAUGUGUAUUGGCAAGGAUUAGAUUCUUUAUGUGCGCCCUUCCUGUACUUGAAUUUUAAUAACGAAGCUCGAGCGUACGCUUGUUUUUCAGCUUUUAUUCCAAAAUACCUCAACAAUUUUUUCCUCAAAGAUAACUCGGCUGUGAUUAAAGAAUAUUUAACGAAAUUUUCCCACUUGAUUGCGUUUCACGAUCCAGUAUUAGCAAAUCAUUUACACGAUAUCGCUUUUGUUCCGGAAUUAUUUGCAAUACCGUGGUUUUUGACCAUGUUUUCGCAUGUUUUUCCGUUGCAUAAAAUCUUUCAUUUAUGGGAUAGACUUCUACUCGGUGACGCGUCGUACCCGUUAUUUGUUGGUUUGGCUAUUUUGCAACAACAUAGAGAUACUCUAUUAUCCUCUGGAUUCAACGAAUGUAUCUUAUUGUUCUCCGAUUUACCAGAUGUCGAUAUUCAAAAAUGUGUUCAGGAUUCAUCGAAAUUAUUCGAAGAGUCUCCUAAAAGUAUAAGUCAUCGCAAAUAUCAACGGAAUUCGAAUUACGAUCCAAGUUUUAUCAUAACGGACGAAGUACUCAAAGAAAUCCAAACCGAGUUUAAUCCACGGAUAAGCGCUACUGAUCUGUUAAUGGUGCUCAACUCGAACAGAUCUUCUUUGAUUAUUAUCGAUGCUCGAACCAAUUCAGAGUUUAGUGAUAAAGCAAUUCGAGGAAGCAUCAAUAUACCGUACGAAUCGAUUGAUUUUAGCAGAAAUAAUAUUUGCGACGGAAUAUCCCCUGGUCCAGAAUUGAGUAUUUUGAUGGAGAAUAGAAAUAAGAUGAUCGUUGUUGUCGGUAAUAAACCUGCUGAAACUGCAAAGAUUUGUCGUUACUUGACUGCUGCCGAAUUUUCAAAAGUAUGCUCCUUGCACGGAAGCAUUGAAAGUCUUCGCCGAAGCGGUGUUUUAGCGCCAUCGAUGACUUGAGAAAAAUAAAAAGGUGUUUCUGUUCGUUACGUUCGUUGUCUUGGCCGAAGUGUUGAUUUCGACUGCAUCGAUGAUAUGAUUGAUUGAAUCAAACCUAUGUUUGGUUCGUUGCAUUUACUUCAUCAUUUGGGAAUCGGUCCCUCGACUGCGGUAUUUCGAGAGUGCCAAUUGCGCCAACUCACUUCUUGAUAUCAAUAUCAUUUACUUUUUUUAAAUUUUCCUUUAUACCUACCUACCUACCUACCUACCUACUUACCCACCUACCUACCUUACAUGUGAAUUACAUAACUUUUCCCUGCAAUUAUUUUUUUAAUAGGUGUCCACUUUUUUUUACCCUUAUCUAUCAAGGUUCUAGAUAUUGAAAUAAUGUUUACCAUACGAGUGGAUGUAUAAAUAUAAAAUGUCCUUAAAGUUUUCCAACUUUUUAUUUUUUAUGUUGUUUUGCAUUUUUAUUCAUUGAAAAAUAUUCAUGUGUUAUUUUUUCUUGUUUUUAUAAAUUAAAUGUUUUUUUUGUCA
Planococcus citri (citrus mealybug) is the source of this 3207-nucleotide messenger RNA. RefSeq names its product TBC domain-containing protein kinase-like protein. Gene Ontology annotation, biological process: protein phosphorylation; activation of GTPase activity. The coding region runs from base 202 to 2691 and encodes 829 amino acids. Gene Ontology annotation, molecular function: ATP binding; protein kinase activity; GTPase activator activity. The record is from RefSeq and is a predicted model, not a curated record. Lineage: Eukaryota; Metazoa; Arthropoda; Insecta; Hemiptera; Pseudococcidae. The transcript has 14 exons.